AUGCCUUUACAGAAUGUCGACAAUGUUCCGCAGAUUUUCUCUGCAAUCAUCACGACCAUCUCAUCGCUUGCGCGACUUGCUACAUAUUCACGCGUCCACAUUACCAUCCUGAUCGAAUGCGAUCCGUCCGUGAAAGCCAUUAUUUUGAAGUAUGACGAAGAAAGACACGACUACAUUGUGGAGGACCUGGACGAUGACCGCCACCUGGUUAUCAAGGAAAGCCAACUGCAGAACCUGAAGAUCCGGUUGGGAAGGGAACUCGAUGAAAAGGUCAUGCAGCCUGAGGAGUCGGAAUCUGACGAAUGA
This is a messenger RNA of Aspergillus oryzae RIB40, 306 nucleotides long. It is a transcript of the gene tfb5, whose product is annotated as TFIIH complex subunit TFB5. The coding region runs from base 1 to 306 and encodes 101 amino acids. Gene Ontology annotation, cellular component: transcription factor TFIIH core complex. The record is from RefSeq and is a predicted model, not a curated record. The transcript is spliced from 4 exons. NCBI's taxonomy places the organism in Eukaryota, Fungi, Ascomycota, Eurotiomycetes, Eurotiales, Aspergillaceae. Gene Ontology annotation, biological process: nucleotide-excision repair; transcription initiation at RNA polymerase II promoter.